AUGGCCAAAUCAAACAUUGAAAUAGCGAAGCAGCUAAAACAUAAUUCUGUAGAGAUAAAGGAAUACUUCGAAGACCUAUACGCAUGGCAAAAUGAAAUAAGGAAAAAGGAAGAAAAGGAGAAGGGAAAAGAGAAGAAAAGAGAGAAAGAAAAAGAGAAGAGUACAAAGGAAGGAAAAAGUAAGGGGAAAAUAUCCACAGCAAAAAAGGAUGAUGCAACUAAUUUAAUUAAGGAAGAAAGAAAAAAUUGUGAAAUAAGGAAUGUCAAAAAGGGUAGUGAGGAGAUUAAUAUAAUCAAGACAAGCAACUUCAAUCAAAACUCUUCUCUUAAGAGGGACUGCAAUUCUUUAGAUGACUACUACAGGGCAUGGGAAAAACUAAUAAUAGAGAAUGUUGAAGAUGGCAUCGAAAAUAAGGAGAAGAAUAGCGGUAACAGUAAUAUUAAUAGUAACAAUGCGGAGAGUCUUUUCAACCACUGCGAAAUAAGGACAAACGAACAAGAAAGAAAAGGCUCCAAUGAGAUAGCAGGUGUAGGAGGUAAAAAUGAAGAUGUGUACUCAUUACAAACGGAUAUAAGUAAGUCUAAUUACACAGAUGCACAAGUGUGUUCUGACUACAAAUUGAAGGAGGAUGGUAAAUGGUCGUUAAAUUUAAAUAAGGAAGAACAACGAAUAGUUAAAGUGGGAUCGAGAGCAUUUGACAUAUUUAUUUGUAAAAGUGAAGAAGGGAAAAUAAAUUAUCAGAAUAGGAGAUAUAAUAAAUGUUUAGAAAAUUACAACGAUAUAAUAAGUUAUAUAGAUUAUGAAUUAAGAAGUAACAAUGUAUUUCUAGAAAUAGAAAAAAAUUAUGACAAUGAAUUAUAUAUAGAUGUCAUGUCAUGCAACUAUGUUUUGGAAAAUAAAAAUAUAGAAGAACUAUGUAUUCUUAGAACUAAAGCACUUAUUAACAGAGCAUUAGCAUUUCAAAGAGUAUGUUCUUACUUUGAAGGUAUACAAGAUUGUUCAUGUGUAAUAUUAUUUUAUACUUAUUUUUUACCUCGUAAGAAGGAUUCAGUUAAAUAUAGCAUAAAAAAUCUUCUUACAGUUAAUAUUAAAAAUAUUAUUUUUAAAGCAUAUUAUUUAAGAGCGAUGGCAAGAUAUAAAUUAAAAAUUUAUAAACAUUCUCUUGCAGAUUUUAAAAAUUCUAAAGAUCUAACAAAUGAUAUAAAUUGCUCAACAACAAUAAAUAUAGAUAAAUCUAUACAACUUCUUGAAAAUAUAAUAAAAGAAAAUAAUAUAAAAAAACACAUUAGGAGACAAAGUGAGUACACAUCUACAUUAUUAGAGCGAUAUAAAUUAAAAUCGAAGAUGCUAAGGAUUGAAAUCAUACAGAAGAAAUACACUAGAGAGUUAGGACCACCAGAAAAUAAUAGCACCAAUGGUUGUGCUAACAACAACAAUGGAUGUCAGGACAGCACUAAAAAGGACUCUUACGACGGCAGUGAUAGGAAUAAUAAUAGAGAACAUCAUAACAAUAGUGAAAAUAAUUAUAAUAGUAAUAAUAGUAACAGUAAUAGUAAUACAUUAAACUGCAGUUCUGAACGAGUGGACAAUCUAGGAUUAAGUAAGGAACAUACAAAUGGUGUUGGUAUUACAAGUAUUGGGGGUAAUAAAAAAAUAAUAAAGGUCAAAAAGGGGGAAGAAAGGGUAAUACGCGAUAUUGUUAAAAAUGAACAGAACAGCAAAGAACAUGGUAUGCUGUAUACAGUAAGUGCAAAUAAAAUUGUAGACCGCGUGGAAAAAGUAAAAGAAGAGAUGGAAGAUGAGAAAAACAAUAAUGCAAGCAUUCGCAAUAUAAGUGAAACCAAUAAAAAACAGAAUAAUAACAUCUUUAAUAGUGAAGAUAUAAAUAGUGAUAGUAGUUUAACAUUAAGUGAGAACGAAAUACUGAGCGAUUUAGAAGAAACGAGACCUGGACUAUUAACUGCUAUACCUAGUAUAAAAAAUUGUGAAAACAUAAAAAUUAAAAACAAGAUAAAUUUCGAGAUAAUAUGGAACUCCGAUAAAGUAAAGAGCUCUUUUAAAAAUCAAUUAAAUAUUUUAAAAAUUGCAUUUCUGGAAGAAGGAAUUUUUCACUUCAAUUUAGAUAAAGAUAUUUACGUUGAUAUAUUAGACUGUUUGUUUAAAAAUAAUUUUUUAGUAUUAUUUCAAAAUAUGGAUAAUGAAGAAGAGAUCAUGCAAAAGCUACAAGGAAAUAACCAUGAAAACGAUCCCUGUUUCACCUACGUCAAAAAUGGAACAAAUGAAGAUGGAAAUUCAGUAGAAUUUAAUGGAUGUAUAAAAAAUGGAAAUGUAAAUAAGGGACUCAAAAAUAACAGAACGGCGGAAAACGGUGAAGAGCUAAAUUCUAACGACUGUGUGAUUUUAAUAGAUAUAUUAUACAUGCUAACUAACCGAGGAAAGGAAAAUUACAUUUUCUUAUUUGUUGAUAAAAAAGAAAGAGCCUUAUUACUCAAGUUUUUUAGUUUUAUUUUUAAAUAUCCAAAUGUUUUCAUUUGCAAUGAAAACUGCAUAAAGGAGAAAACUCUCUUGUUGAAAAGUUUACUUGAAAUGAUAUUUUAA
This is a messenger RNA of Plasmodium malariae, 2598 nucleotides long. Its product is annotated as conserved Plasmodium protein, unknown function. Bases 1 to 2598 code for a protein of 865 amino acids. NCBI's taxonomy places the organism in Eukaryota, Apicomplexa, Aconoidasida, Haemosporida, Plasmodiidae. Gene Ontology annotation, molecular function: protein binding. The record is from RefSeq and is a predicted model, not a curated record. The transcript has a single exon.